GGGAGACAGACUGGAACUCAAUUCCACACAGGCGAACCUAUACGGGCUCAGAACAACGGUCUCUCCUGCAGCACACACAUGCACACACACGCACACACACAGCUGGCUGUGGAUUCUACAUCUUGUUCCAUACAUCUGUAGGCCAUUUUGCCGGAAAGUUAGUCAGACCCACCUGAGGGAGCAGGAGGAUGGAGAACAACAUGUGAGCGAUCCGUGCGCCACUGUCGACAGCAUGCUUCGCCUCCUCCAGACCUUGGCUUUCUGCUUCGGCUGUUUUUUGCUACUUCACAGGCAGGCUGUGGCUGACGAAGAGGCUCUCUGGGGGCAGACGCCAUCAAGAGAAAACGCACCUGAAAAUAGACAACGCUCUAACUGGUGGACCCCGUCUCUGCCAAAGCUCCCUUCCUUUCCCUCACUACCAUUCCAAAUCCCAAUUCCCUUUUAUGGAAGCUCGGACAGUAAAGAGAAGGCUGUUGUGUUGACCACAAACGCCAAAAGUCUGACAGAACCAGUUGAUCACUUGCAAGACCACUUGGUGUCAGGUGAAGGGAGCAUUUUUGAAACCUCUGAACCACCAACGACUGGGACUCGGGGGCUCCUAGCUAGCGUGACAAAGACAAGAACAGAACCACUUCACACAGGGACAUCAGAUUCUCCACACAGCAGCAUAGCGCAGAGCUACAAUGAUACUCUUGUUUUAGACUCCUACUCUCCCACAAGCAGUUAUGUCAGAAACACUCUGUUCACCAACAGUCCCGCCAGCACAAGCGCUCCUGAACAAAAUGCAACACAUACUCACCCACCACAGGGAACUGCACGAGCAGCCGGACCCAGCAAGGCUGCCACUUCACAACACCCCCCAUCACACACUGAUAAAGAGGAGGCUGAAAAUUUAACAGUAAAGAUCUGGUCAACGAUAGCACCAGAAACUACAGUUCCUACUGCCUUGACACGGGCAGCAGCCCAAACCACAACAACAAAUCCAGGACUGGUGGACACCACACAAGCCAGCACACACACUCUGGGGCCUGUUACUACCCCUACUCCCUCAGAAACCACAUUUGUCAGACAACCACACGACCCGACUGUCAGUAUUACUCUCCAUGCUGGAGAGGCCACAAUGACAGAAACCCACCCCACUCAGAGCGAGGCUGACCUGGGCUUCUCCCAGGCCAGGUCGGGGCCCAUGGAGGGACAGCCGGUGGUAAUCACCACAGCCAUGGUGAUCGAUCACAAACCUGUGCCAGAAUCCAUAAUAAGCACAACUCAGAGCCAAAGCGUUCACUUCUCAAUAGCAGGAGACCUGCCAGGCAAAGAGGAUAAGGAGGAUGAGGAAGGUGUGGUUCCUUCAGCAGAUGGGGAUGGUGACACCAGUUUGGCAGACACUUCCACGCUAUCCACUAAGCUCCUAACAACAUCCCUUCCACUGAGCACAGAGAGCAUGCUGACGUUUGGAGGGACCUGUCAUGAGGUGCCAUGUGUUCCCUGGUGGAUGAUGCCAUCUGGCCUGGUUUACAGCGGGCUGCUAAGGCCACCGUGA
Messenger RNA from Micropterus salmoides (largemouth bass), 1540 nucleotides. RefSeq names its product mucin-2-like. NCBI's taxonomy places the organism in Eukaryota, Metazoa, Chordata, Actinopteri, Centrarchiformes, Centrarchidae. The record is from RefSeq and is a predicted model, not a curated record. The coding region runs from base 233 to 1540 and encodes 435 amino acids. The transcript is spliced from 4 exons.